UUUUCAUCAUAUAUCGCCACGCGCGCACCAAUAAUCUUUGCGAGAGAGAGAUCCGCGAGGGCAAAGAUGCAGAUCUUCGUGAAAACGCUGACGGGGAAGUCGAUCACUCUCGAGGUCGAGAGCAGCGACACCAUCUAUAAUGUGAAGGCCAAGAUCCAGGACAAGGAAGGUAUCUCGCCGGACGAGCAGCGUCUCAUCUUCGCCGGGAAGCAGCUGGACGACAGCCGCACCCUCGGCGACUACAGCAUCAAGAAGGAGUCGACGGUGCACCUGGUGCUCCGCCUCCGCGGCGGCAGCAGGAUCUUCGUGAAGACGCUGACGGGGAAGACGAUCACGCUGGAGGUCGAGAGCAGCGACACCAUCGAGAACGUCAAGACCAAGAUCCAGGACAAGGAAGGCAUCCCGCCGGACCAGCAGCGCCUCAUCUUCGCCGGGAAGCAGCUGGAGGACGGCCGCACCCUCGCCGACUACAACAUCCAGAAGGAGUCGACGCUGCACCUGGUGCUCCGCCUCCGCGGCGGCAGCAGGGGUGGCUACAAGAUCCAGGAGCCCAGCCUCCUCGAUCUGGCGCUCAAGUACAACGAGAAGAAGAUGGUCUGCCGCAAGUGCUACGCACGCCUUCUCAUCAGGUCUAAGAACUGCCGCAAGAAGAAGUGUGGCCGCAGCGACAAGCUGAGGAUCAAGAAGAAGUUCAUUAGCAAGUUUGCGGUCGCGUGAGACACUGGGGAGUGUUAGUGCGCACCAGCUGAAUCGACCUCUCGUCUUCAUAUCCCAGCUACCAUGUUAACUGUAGUUGUUAACGCAUUGCAGAGGCAUGCAUAAAAAUGUUGUACCCCUGCAACUGGAUGUUGAACCUUCAUCACUCUCUUAUGAAUGAUACUAUGCUGCAAAUUA
Messenger RNA from Oryza brachyantha (malo sina), 894 nucleotides. RefSeq names its product polyubiquitin. The record is from RefSeq and is a predicted model, not a curated record. The coding region runs from base 67 to 717 and encodes 216 amino acids. NCBI's taxonomy places the organism in Eukaryota, Viridiplantae, Streptophyta, Magnoliopsida, Poales, Poaceae. Gene Ontology annotation, cellular component: ribosome; nucleus; cytoplasm. The transcript has 6 exons. Gene Ontology annotation, biological process: protein ubiquitination; translation; modification-dependent protein catabolic process. Gene Ontology annotation, molecular function: protein tag activity; structural constituent of ribosome; ubiquitin protein ligase binding.